This is a messenger RNA of Clavispora lusitaniae ATCC 42720, 2922 nucleotides long. The record is from RefSeq and is a predicted model, not a curated record. NCBI's taxonomy places the organism in Eukaryota, Fungi, Ascomycota, Pichiomycetes, Serinales, Metschnikowiaceae.
AUGUCUUUCAAGGAAAUCAUUACCGAAGUGGGCCCAGAAAAGUUGCUACCUGAGAAACUAUUGCCAAGCUUGCUACUAAUCAAGCCCGAGGAAACAGACCAAGGAAUUGCUUUGAUCCUCGCAGAAGUUUUAAUUCCAGGAUCUCAAGGCCUCUCUACUACAAACGGCGGUGUUACUGCAUUGACAUUCGUCAAUAACUUACCUGAAGCGAACGCCAAAGGAGCACAGUUGCAAACAUGUUUGAAAACAAUAGAUACUAGCCCUGCUCACACUGUGAAUUGGUUUAAUGUUUUCGCCAAGGUUCAUGAAUUCUUGUUUGAUGCCUCAAAACGUAAUAGCCAGCCAUCAGUUGCUAGCUUGACACAAUUUUUGUCAAGUCUUGACUUCAAAUCCGGCCUAAUUGAUAUCUUCUUGAGUUAUGAAUGGUGGUUUGACAAGACUUUGUUAUACAUGUUGCAAUCAAUGCAUACUCAGCAAGGUGCGUUUGACAUUAUUCAUCUGAAAAAUCUUACUCUCUGUUAUGAGGAAGAAAUUGAUGAUGCGCCCGAGCUUUUGAGUUUCAUAAAUAUUGCAAAGCUUGAGGUUCAAGUGAUGGCAAAAAUCAACUCGCAAACUGCUCAGCAAAUCAAAAUGCAAUCCGAGGGAGACAAGAAGCUUGACACAUGGUUAAGUCAGUUUUUCGAUUUGCAUUGCAGAAGUGAACCACAUCAUGUUAUAGCAGGUGCAUUGGCAAUUGCUGAUAAAGAUGGUUAUAUCUUGGACCGCAUUGACCGUUUGUUUGCUUUUAUGAUGGAUAGACCAUUCGUGGAUGCAAAUAUAACUCAAUUGGGUAAGGUGUUGAAUAAAUUCAAGAUGUAUGACAUUCAGUUGGCCAUUGCAAAGUUGAUCGAGUACUACACGAACAGAUUGAACAGCGAAUCGCUCAACAAAGUUAUUCAAGCUUCUACAUCCUUCGAUUUGUUUGACGCAUUGCUUAAGAAGGCAAACUCAAUGACUUACAGUUUGUACUUGACAUUUGCGAUUGAAGCGUCCAAUUUCGGGUUUGACUACAAAAAAGCUACUGAGAACGACCUAAAGAUCACAAAAUUGCGUCCUACAGUGUACCAGUGUUUACUCGAGAUCUUAGAGACACGGACAGCUCAAGAUUUUGAGCUUACUCAGCAACAAGCGCAGUCCUUAGAUGCUCAAGUUCAUACAAACUCUAAGCCUUUGAAGGUUUCCGUGGUGUACACAUUAUUGGAACUAAUCAAGGGCUCUCAGGGCUUGGUUGACAGCGAAAGAUUGAAAAACCUUCAAUUGUCGUUGUUGACAACAUAUCCAAGACUCAUCAACUUUGGAACAGGCCAUGAUGAAGCCAUUUUGAAAAACGAAGAGCUUUAUUCUAAUGCAUUCCCUCCUCAGGUAGAGCAGGAAAUGAAAGCAUACUACUCCAAGAUGUAUAACAAGGAUAUGGAAAUCAAGGAGAUCGUUGAUAUGCUCAGCAGAAUGAAGACAAGUGAUCUUCCCCACGAUCAAGAUGUGUUUGCUUGUAUGAUUCACUCCUUGAUUGAUGAGUACAGAUUCUUUUCAGAGUAUCCUUUGACUGCUUUGGCAUCGACUUCGUUGUUAUUUGGGGCUUUGUUGCAAAGAGAUUUAAUUCAAGGAACUACUCUUACCGUUGCCCUUAACUUCAUUUGGGAAUCUUGUAACCAGCCGCAAGAUUCACACCUUUUCAAGUUUGCUGUCCAGUCUUUGUAUAACUUCAAGUCAAGAUUGCAUGAGUACCCAAUUUAUUGCAAACAUCUUUUGAAGUGUCAAUCCCUUUCGUCACACGCCAAGAUGUAUCAGAUUGUUAAAGAUGCUUCGAAUGGUAUUCCCUGCCCUGACACAAACCCGCAACAAGCUGCGGGUGGUCAUGACAAUGCCGCUGGCCCAUCAUCUCCUGGUAUAACAUACAACUCGAUUUCAGCAACCAAGAAAACAGUUGGUAUCGUACAACAGGAAGUUCCGGACGAAUCAACCUCUGACAAGCUUCUUUUCAGUGUGAACAACAUGACUUCGGACAACAUGAAGGACAAGCUUGCAGAGAUCCAGCACUUGCUUUCUGAAAAUUACUUUUCCUGGUUCGCAAAUUAUCUUGUGACAGAGAGAGCGAAAACUGAACCUAACAAUCACGGCUUGUACUCAGACUUCCUUUUCGCGUUCGACGAUGCGAUUUUCUACGAGUAUGUCUUGAACACGACUCUUUCUGAGGUGGAUCAUUUGCUUAGAAACUUCAAAGACUCGACAAUCGAUCGUUCUAAUUUGAAGAACUUGGGAGCUUGGUUGGGAAAAAUAACCUUGGCAAACGAUAAACCACUCAAGAGAGACCAGAUCGCUUUGAAGUAUCUCUUGGUUGAGUCGUUCGAUUUAAAGACUUUGCCCAUUGUUAUUCCCUUUGUUUGCAAGAUUUUGGACCAAGCAAGCGAGUCAAAGGUUUUUAGACCUCCAAACCCAUGGAUUCUUGGUAUAAUGAAAGUUUUAGUGGAACUUUACGAUUGUGCCGACUUGAAGUUAAAUUUGAAGUUCGAAAUUGAAGUUUUGUUCAACUCCUUCGGAAUGAAGAUAAAGGAUGUUGAAGCUUCCACUCUUGUGAGGAGCCACAACCCAAAGCCAGAGGCAUUAGCUGCAUUGUUUGGAAUCCGUCCAGACUCUGCUUCCCUUCAAGCCGAAAUGGCUAAAAUGUCUCUUGGUGGUCCUGAGCAAUCCUUGCAGAUGCAACAACAUUUGCAACAACAAGCAGUAUUGAUGCAACAACAGCAGCAACAACAGCAAAUGCCACAUGUUUCCCAGGUUCAACAAAUGAGACAAGAGGAACCAAUGAAUCAGCCAAUUUGGCUCCAACCAAUUAGAUGCAUCUUUCAGCAAUUUGCAAGGCAACAGCAUUUUCACCCAAAACCCUAA